Messenger RNA from Paramecium sonneborni, 3151 nucleotides. The record is from the annotation of a GenBank genome assembly. NCBI's taxonomy places the organism in Eukaryota, Ciliophora, Oligohymenophorea, Peniculida, Parameciidae.
AUGCAGAAAUAAAGUACAUCUAAAAAAAAAAACUCAAUAGACAUCUCUUCUUUACAUAAAUUUUAUAAAACAAAAUUGCUCAACUAUUUAAAAACUUAAUAAAAGAUGAACAAAAAAUAAUAGGUUUCUGCAAAAGAAAUCUUGUAUCAACUAUUGAAUCAGGAGCUUAAUAAUGAUUAAAAUACAACUAAAAUCUAGAGAUUAUUAGAUGAUAUACAACAUUCUUUAUGGAACUACUAUAUUCCAGGUAAAGAUAUUGAAAAUAUUUAGUUAAUUUUUUUGUUAAAAUAUGUCAACAUUAAAAGCUUUAAUCUAUUCUAACAUCAUUAUUAAUGAUAACAGACGGGCAUUUUGAAAGUAAUUAAUCUAAAGAACUAUUGAAUAUCUUGUAAAUGCCUUAUGAUAACAUGUAUUAAUGUUUUUUUUUGUUUGCUCAUAAACAAAACUACUAUAUAUUAUUUGAAGUGGGAUUGAAAAAUGAUAAACAGGAGAAAGAAUAAAAAAAUAACCUUUUGCUUUAGGAACUUAAACACACAAUAACUUUCUUAGAUAUAUUUUUUUGUUAUAAAUAGCAAGAAAUUUAUAAUUCAGCUUUAAAUUAUUAAUUAGAUUUAUAAUAAAAUUUUAAUUGGAUUUAAAAUAAGAUAAUUUGUAUUAGUAAUAUAAUAAAUUAUAUAUUUUUAAGGUCCCAAAACACCUUCAAAUUCAAAAACUUAACAAUAUCUAUUUAACCCAGAAAACAAAGGAUGGCCUUAAUUGUUAUUUAAUUCCAAUUAAAAUUAAUAAUGGAAGCCUCUAAUUUUUGAGAAAAUGAGGUGUUCUUUAAAUGAUUUAUAUUAUAAUGAAUCAAAAAAAUAGUAUGAAGAUAAAAUAUUUAUCAAAUAAUAGUUGAUAGCUAAAAAGAUUAAAGAAAUAGCUUAUUUUAAUUACAAUAUUAUUAAAUAAUAUUAGGAUUUUGAAUUGUCUUAGAAACUUAUAUAAUUUCUUUAAAAGUCUCCUGUUUUCAAAAUUAGAUUAUCAUAAGAGGAAUCUAAAGUAAUAGAGAGUUAAGAGAAUUGUUUAGUUAUUGGUAGAAGUGGAACUGGUAAAACAACUUGUUCAGCAUUAACAAUAUUUAUUUCAUAAUAUUAAUAGAAAAUAAGAAGAAAAUUUCUUAAUUUAGAAGAACAAGUGUUUGUUAAGGAUUAUGAUGAUUAAGAUAUUUCUAUAAGAAAUAUAUUUAUAACAGUUAAUUAAAAAUUAGUUGAUAAAGUUGAGGAAUACUAUCAAAAACUAAAAUUUAUAAUUAUUGAAAUGGUUAUUAAAGCUAAAAAGGAUAGUUUAAAUGAUAAUUAAAUUGAAAAUUGUAUUACUGAUAAUGAAAUAAUUAAUGCUAUAUUAAAGGAUGAGGAAGUGUAAGAGAUAAAUGAUAAAAAAUAGAAUAUUUAAUUUAUAUAAAAGAAUUAAGGAGAUUUUUAAAAUUUGAAUACUUUAAAGUUUCCAUGUUUCUUAUCAACUUUAAAUUUGUUAAUCUUGAUGGAUUAAAAGCUAUAAUUUCCAUAUUUUUCAAAAGACAGAAUUGAAAAAUUCAAAAAGAAAUAUUAAAUAGAAGUAGGUAUUAAAUUUUAUAAUGCGAUUAAUAUAAGCAAAUAUUUUGAUAAUUUAGAUAGUAAUUAGAAAAUUAAUAUUCCAGAGAUUUCAUUUAAUUUAUUUUAUGAAAAAUAUUGGUCUAAAAAAUAAAAUAUUAAUUUAAAUAAAGAAUCGUAUGCUUCAGCCUCUUUAAUAUGGACCUAAAUAAAUUCAUUAAUAAAAGGAUCUUAAUUUUCAUAUAAAUAUUCAAAUUAUGCUCUUCCAAUACAAAAAUAUAAGGAAAGAGUCUCAAAUAACUUUUCAGAGUAACAAAUAUAAAACAUAUAUAAAGUAUAUGUUGAUUAUGAAAAAUGGAAAAAUGAUAACCUAUAUAUUGAUUAGAUAGAUAUAGUGAAUAAUAUGUUAUUUAACAUGGAAAAUAAUCCAAUAUUACUCUUUCCUUUACAUAAUAUGUAUAUUGAUGAAGUAUAGGAUAUACCUUAAGCAAUGAUAGGUCUUUUCAAUAGAUUAACUGAAUAGAAAGUAGUUUAUAGUGGAGAUGCUGCUUAAAGUAUACUUAAAGGAAUUGGAUUUAGAUUUGAAGAUUUAGAAUAGCAAUUUAGAAAUACAAAAAAGGUAGGUAUAAAUACUGUUGAAUAAUUCUAAGUUCAUAAAUUAAUGAUCAAUUUUAGAACACAUAAUAGUAUAUUAUAAUUAGCAAAUUGUAUUGUUAGACUUUUAGAAUUAUUAUUUCCAUUUUCUAUUGAUAAGUUAGCUAAAGAAAUAUCAAAUAUCUAAGGUCCAAAACCUUAAAUAUUUAUGAAAUCGUAACUAAAUUUAAUGUUAUCUAAGUUAAAAGAUGAAUAUAUUGGUGAUGAUUGUUAAUAAGUUGAAUUUGGAUAUAAUUAAGUUGUGAUUGUAAGAGAUGAACAAGCAAAAGAGAAAUUACCAUAACUUCUUGAUGAUGCUUAAGUCUUUACUAUAUUUUAAGCUAAAGGAUUAGAAUUUGAUGAUGUCAUUAUGUAUAAUUUUUUUGCACAACAUGAAUUUUUAGAAUCAUAAUGGGAAUUAUUAUAGUGCAUUGAUAUUGAAGAUCAACUUUAAGAUAAAAUGAUCUAUGAAAAUUAAAUAACAAGUAUUUAUUAACAUCAUCAUUAUAGAACAUAAAAAUUAAGAAUCAGACUUAAAUUCUUUUGAAAUAAAUCAAAAUGGAAAAGUGAAAAUUAAAUAAAUCAAACUUAAUUAAAGAAUUAAUAAAAAAAAUAUUAAUGAUUAUUCUAGUAUCUGUGAAGAACUUAAAGCCUUAUAUGUAAUUAUAACAAGAACUAAAAAACGACUUUAUAUUUAUGAUGUAAAUCCAACUCAAAGAAAAGAAAUUGAAAGAAUAUUUUAAUAACUUUAAGUUUGUGAUAUUAUCUAAUAAAAUGAUAAUGAAUGUAAAUUUUAAAUGAACAACCAAAAAUAAGCUUAAUAAUAAAAAUUUAUAGAAGAUAUCGAAAUCAAUACUUAGAUAUGGGAAAAGCAAGGAUAUUUAUAUUUUGAAAAGUAAUUUUAUGAUUAAGCAUUGAAAUGUUUUAAAAAACUCAAAACAAUUAAUAUAUGA